Molecule: messenger RNA, 3813 nt
Organism: Hemicordylus capensis (graceful crag lizard)
Lineage: Eukaryota; Metazoa; Chordata; Lepidosauria; Squamata; Cordylidae
Gene: CSGALNACT2
Product: chondroitin sulfate N-acetylgalactosaminyltransferase 2
Exons: 9
Coding region: 965-2590 (541 amino acids)
Cellular component (GO): Golgi cisterna membrane
Molecular function (GO): glucuronosyl-N-acetylgalactosaminyl-proteoglycan 4-beta-N-acetylgalactosaminyltransferase activity
Source: RefSeq, a predicted model, not a curated record
GCACAGGCAGGAGGGGUUGGACUAGAAGACCUUAACGUCCAGUUCCAACUCUAACAUUCUACGAAGUUCGCCGUGUUUGAGGAACUAUUGACGUUGAGUUGCACGAAGGCUUCCCACCCUGCGAAGAGAAAAUUGUUACUCUGCUGCUUGUUGGCGGGGGAGGAGGCUGGUGCGACUCUGAGGCGGCGGCAGCAGCAGCGAUCCCAGCAUGUGAAAAGAGGACACUGUAGCAGCCCCUGAGGAGGACACCGCAGCACGAGCGAGAUUUUGGAAGUGGGGCCGCUGCUGCGCGGCGCAGCCUGCAGCGGCAGCCGCUGCCCGAGAAGCUGCUGGCUGAGCGCUGGAGGAGGAAGAGGAGAUGGUGGCGGGCAGCGGCUGAGGUUCUUCCUUAAUUUUGCUGACUCAGAUCACAGAUUUCCAAGGAGAGAGAGAGAAGCACAAAUGCCAGAGGAAAAUCUCACACAAGCUGUCCAAGGAAAAUUACUAUUGCUGAGAUAUUAAUGGCUUUUGUGAGGAGUAUAAAUGGAUGUGAGCAAAAGAUGCCCCCAUGGCUGUAAGAAAAUCCAAAAGUUGAGAACUUUGUUGAUCUAUACUUUCUCAGAGUUUGAUGAUAAAUUCUCAACAGGUUAUCUUUGGAAAACACAGGCACCCUUCAUAACUUCAAGUUUCUGUCUUUUAGAUAAAAUGCUCUGAAUAUAAUGGGAAUUGUACCUGACAGUUUAGACUGUAAUUGCUUGCUGUAAUGGAAGUUAUAAUUCUGGGAUUUGGAUUCUCUGCAGUUUUUGCUUGAACAAGAAAGCUCUUGAAAGCAAAAAAAAAAAAAAAAAAAUUAAUCUCACAAAUAGGUGUAACAAUUGAGAAAAUUGUUUUGAUUUAAAACUAUGACUCCUUGCAGAUAAUACUGGCAAGGUAUGACAAAAAGCAUCAAUUAUUUUAGUUGGAAUACAACUAAAGUGUUCUAAGAAUGCCCAGGAGAGGCUUAAUAUUUCAAGCCAGGACUCGAUGGCUGAUGGUUGGUUUUGCUUUGCUGUUGAGUUUGCUGCUAUUCAUGUACCUUCUUGAAUGUGCUCCACAAACAGAUGGGAAUGGCUCACUUCCUGGUAUUAUAGUGGAGAAUUUUGGCAAGGAACGCUACCAGGCCCUCUUGCAGGAGCAAGAAGAACACUACCAAACCAGAGCUAUGAGCCUCAAACGUCAAAUUGCUCAGUUAAAGCAGGAGCUCCAAGAAAUGAGUGAUAAAUUGAAAUUGUUACAGGAAAAGAAAAGCCCUAGAGUCAACAACGUGGGCUACCAAGGCACCAAAGAACAAGCACCCAAUGAUCUCUUAGAAUAUCUGCAUUCACAAAUAGACAAAGCUGAAGUGAGUGUUGGGGCUAAACUGCCUAGUGAAUAUGGAGUCAUUCCCUUUGAAAGUUUUACCUCCAUGAAGGUGUUCCAGUUGGAGAUGGGGCUUACCAGACACCCAGAGGAGAAACCGGUUAGAAAAGAUAAGCGAGAUGAAUUGGUAGAAGUAAUUGAGGCUGGCUUAGAGGUAAUUAAUAAUCCGGAUGAAGAAGAUGGACAAGAUGAAGAUGAUGGAAUAGGGGAGAAACAGCUUUACAAUGAAAAUGAUUUCAUAGAAGGUUAUUAUCGCACUGAGAGAGACAAAGGGACACAAUAUGAGUUGUUCUACAAGAAGGCAGAUGAUAUGGAGUACAGGCAUGUCUCAUUGUUUCGUCCAUUUGGGCCCCUAAUGAAAGUGAAGAGUGAAACUAUUGACAUCUCCAGGUCAAUAAUAAACAUCAUUGUUCCCCUUGCUGGAAGGACUGAGGUUUUUGCACAGUUCAUGCAGAAUUUCAGGGAAGUGUGUAUUAAUCAGGACAGAUGGAUUCACCUCACUGUAGUAUAUUUUGGACAAGAGGGACUUUCUGAAGUCAAGAGCAUCUUAGAGUCAGUUGCUAGAGAGGCUAACUUCCAUAAUUACACUCUGGUUUCCUUGAAUGAGGAAUUUAAUCGUGGUCGAGGACUGGACGUGGGUGCAAGAGCCUGGGAAAAAGGCGAGGCCUUGAUGUUCUUCUGUGAUGUUGAUAUUUAUUUCACGGCUGAGUUCUUAAAUAGCUGCCGCUUGAAUGCUGAGCCAGGCAAGAAAGUUUUCUAUCCUGUGGUAUUUAGCCUUUAUAAUCCUGCAAUUGUCUAUGCUAAUCAAGACGUACCACCCCCUGUGGAGCAGCAGUUGGUGCACAAGAAGGAUUCUGGUUUUUGGCGAGACUUUGGCUUUGGGAUGACUUGUCAGUAUCGAACAGAUUUCUUGACUGUUGGUGGGUUUGACUUGGAAGUCAAAGGCUGGGGUGGAGAGGAUGUUCACCUUUACCGAAAGUAUUUGCACAGUGACCUAAUUGUGGUCAGGACUCCAGUGCCAGGCCUCUUUCACCUCUGGCAUGAGAAGCAUUGUGCUGAUGAACUGACUCCAGAGCAAUAUCGCAUGUGUAUCCAGUCUAAAGCAAUGAACGAGGCAUCUCACUCUCAUCUUGGGAUGUUGGUGUUCAGGGAUGAGAUUGAGGCCCAUCUGCGGAAGCAGGCAUACAGGACUAACAGUGAAGCAAUAGGUUAAAAUGAUCCUGCAAUCCUAAGACUCUAUAGUGCUAUGAACCAGCAUCCUUCUAAAGCCUUAAUAAACUAAGCUAAAAAAAACUGCAGUGCCUCUCUCCCACUGAACAGGAGUUCAAAGAUCUUUUUCCUCUGGCCAGCUGUUACAUACAUAUCACACCAGACUAGGCACUUGAAUGAAAUGAAGUGUUGCAGUUUGCUUUUGCAAGCUUGACUGCACACCAAAGGGGGAAAAAUUAACUUUUAUGCAUCUAGAUUUUUAUUUAACAUUUUCACUUUUCAGAUUUGCAUUAUGUGAGGGUAAGGAUCACAAGCGAACAAUAACUGUCUUCUCCAUUGCCUUUGGUUAUUCAGUACUGCUUAUUUUGCUGUAGUUUUUAGAAAGAGAUUUUUAAUGUAUGCACUUCAUGGGAAGAAUAAAACACUGAGGCAAAAGCCACUGAAGAAUAUGUGCAAAAGCAUGGUUUGUUUUGCAGCUAGAAUCCACUGAAUUAAUAUUAACAGGUGCAUAAAUAUAUGCAAAUAUAUGUAUAUACAUGAAGUUGUUAAAAGAGAGGCCAUUGAGUGGUUUACAAUAUUGUCAUGCUGUUCAUGAUCCGAUUGUAAAUGAGUUGAGCUUGUGUACUAUUUGCUUAUCCUAGCUAUCGGCCAAAUAUGUUUUUUUUGCAUGUUUCAAGAUGUACAGAUAAAGGCUGUCUUGAACACAAGCAGUUCACUUCACUGCCUCAUUAUGACACUUCUGAUGUCUCUUGUUCUUCGAAUAAAUGCUGAAAUUUGCCAAGUCACCUAGAUGAGGACAGGGAAUUGGAACUACUGCAUUUAAAAAGUAGACCGCAAUGCUAACUGGUCCAUUUUUUCCCCUUUGCUUUACUUUUAGCAAUGGGCAUAAGAAUGCCUCCUGCUCAAGCCUUAUUGAAAUAAACAGCAGUUAAAGAGAAACAGAGCUGUGCUUUUGUGUAUUCCUUAUCCAUUUCAAAUGGGGCUUGCAAAGGAGACACUAGCAGCAUUAUGCCCACUGAACUCGAGGGCAAUGAAAAAAGAUACAGCUUUUAGUUCUGAAUGACUGUGUAAUGUUUGGAAAUGGUUCUGGACACUGAUCCCUUUUUCACAUGUACUUUGCCUUUAUAUAACAUUGUGGAGAACAAUGUAAUUUGUCUGACGUGAGGAGAAUGUAAUGCAAGUUGGCUUGCUGAUGUGUUCUCUUUUUCAUUAAAUUGAAUACUCUUA